CGCGGCAGCUGCUGUCCGGUCCUUCCCGGUCUCAGCGGCCCGGGUCGCACAGCCGCAGGCUGAACGCAGGGAGGAGCCCCGAGCGGGGCCGCGAGAUGGACUCAGUGGUCUUUGCGGAUGUGGCUGUGUACUUCACCCCAGAAGAGUGGGCUUUGCUGAAUCGUGGUCAGAGGAGGCUCUACAGAGAUGUGAUGCUGGAGACCUGCAGGAACCUGGCCUCACUGGAUUGUUGCAUUCAAGUUAAGCCUUGUGGAUCAGGGACUCAGCUGAAUAUUUUGGAGAAUGAACUAUCCAGUGAAGACAAAAUUGUAAGAUUUACAAGAAACGAUUCCUGGGCUCUUUUUGGAGAAAACUGGGUGUUUCAUCACAUUGGAGAUCAGUCCCAAUCCCAGGAGAGGUGUUUGAGAAAUCAUUUGGUGGAGCAUGUCUGUGAAAGCAAUGAAGAUAAUCAAUGUGGAGAUACCGUAAACCAGAUUACAAGUCUUAGUGUGCAUGAGGAUUGUCCUACUGGAGACAAAUCCUGUGAAUGUGCUAAGUGUAGAGAAGCCUUCACAGAUGGUUCUUUCCCCGAGAAUCCACAAAGAUCUCAGCCUGGAAACAAACCUAGUCCCUGUGAAGAAUGUGGGCCAGCCUGUAGCUGUGUCUCGAGGCUCAGCACUCACGUGGACACGGACCUUGUAGAGAAACCCUAUGAACAUCAGGACACUGGGAGAGCAUCAAAGAGAGACUUGAAGAGUCUCGGUAGUAAAAAAUCUUUAGAGUGCAAGAAGUGUGGAAAAGCUUUCACUUGUACCUUAUCCUUUCAGGGUCAUGUAAAGGGUCACUGUGGACAGAGAGUCCAUGCGUGUGAUGUGUGUGGGAAAGCUUUUAUGUAUCAGUCCUACCUUAGACGUCACGUGAGAACUCACACUGGGGAGAGACCCUAUGAAUGUGUGGAGUGUGGGAAAGCCUAUAGCUGCCUCUCGUAUUUUCGAGAACACGUGAAAACACACAGUGGCGAUAAACCCUAUGAAUGUAAGCAGUGUGGGAAGACAUUCAAGUAUCCUGCGUCCCUGCAAGGACACAUGAUGACACACACUGGAGAGAGACCGUACCUGUGUCAGCAAUGUGGGAAAGCCUUCAGUUGUCCCAAAUACUUUAGAAGACACGUGAGAACGCACAGUGGACUGAAACCCUAUGAAUGUACAUUAUGUGGGAAAGCCUAUAGUUGUUCCUUAUCUCUUCAAGAACAUGUCAGAACACACAGCGAAGAGAGACCCUAUGAAUGUCAGCAGUGUGGGAAGGCUUUCAGACAUCCUCGAUAUUUCCAGAGACAUGUGAGGAUGCACAGUGGAGUGAAGCCCUACGAGUGUAAGGAGUGCGGGAAAGCGUACAGCAGCUCGACAUCACUGCAGGAACACGUGAGGACGCACACUGGGGAGAGGCCCUUCGAGUGUCAGCAGUGUGGGAAAGCCUUCACUCGUCACUCCUCCCUUCAAGGGCACGUGAGGGCGCACAGUUUGGAGAAACGUUAUGAGUGUGCACAAUGCGGGAAAGCCUUCCGGUGGUCUUCGUCCUUACAAAAACACGUGCGAACGCACAGUGAAGAGAAACCCUAUGAAUGUCAGCAGUGUGGCAAAGCCUUCUGGUACCCGGCCAACCUGCGAGCCCACAUGAAGACACACACUGAGGAGAGACCCUAUGAAUGUCCGCACUGUGGGAAAGCCUUCAGCUGUCACUCCUCCCUUCAAGUACACGUGAGAAAGCACAGCGGGGUGAAACCCUACGAAUGCAAGGAGUGUGGGAAAGCCUUCUGGUAUCCAGUAAACCUGCGGGCACACGUGAGGACGCACACUGGGGAGAGACCCUAUGAAUGUCAGCAGUGUGGGAAAGCCUACAGGUGUCCUGCAAACCUGCGGGUCCACGUGAGGACGCACACCGGGGAGAGGCCGUAUGAAUGUCAGCAGUGUGGGAAAGCCUUCAGGUAUCCCGCAAACCUGCGAGCCCACGUGAGGACUCACACCGGGGAGAGACCCUAUGAAUGUCAGCAGUGUGGGAAGGCCUUCCGGUACCCCACAAACUUGCGAGCCCACGUGAGGACUCACACUGGGGAGAAACUCUGAAUACAAGGACUGUGGGAAAGCCUUCAUUUGUCCUUAAAAUCUUGUAAAGCCAAUCAGACACACUGGCAGGAAACCUUAUGAAUGUAAAGAAUGUUGGAAAACCUUCAGGUAUAGCACCUCAUAUAUUUUGUACAUAAAAACUCAGGGCUGGACAGCACUCUUUGUUAUAAACAUAGUUGUGCCUCAUAAGUGCCUCGUCCAUAACAGGGAUCUCUAUUAUAUUUAUUUCCACUGCAUGUUGCUGAGAGGAACACCUAAGAUAAAAUAUCCUUCUAUGUGCCCUUUGUAUGAAAUAUAUUUUGUUAUCUCACACAGGAAAAGAUUGUAUAGUUAUAUAAAACUUAUCUCAUUUCCAUUACAAUGUCUUUGGGCUUCAGGGGUGAUAAGUGAUUUGUAAAUAUAUCUUGUCCUCCGUUGUGGAUACUGGAAAUUCCAACUCGGUAUCUACUCUUCCUUUCAGUCUUUGUGGUUGAAUGAUGUGUCUUCACAUUUGCUUGUCAAUGCUGUGUACCACACCUGUGCUCCACACAGAAAUUAGUAAAUGUGCCGGGAUGUUGAAAGAGGACAAUCUCCUCCGAUUGUGUUCAUAUUUUGAACGCUGCUGAUCGCCCUUCAUCUUGAUUGUUCGUCAGUCAUGACGUGUUAGGAGAAACCUUGUGGUGUGAAGAUGAAAGCUAGCAUCUGGCUGGUUCUACUGGAUUUCGUUGUGAGCGUGGUGAGGCAGGAGACCAGAUGUCUCAGAGUCCUUCUCUGUGCGGUUCUGAAAUGAAGGCCCUGAAGAAAGAAACUGCGUGAAGAAGCCAUGAGUUUCCAGCAGGAGACAGAUGCCAGGGGACCCAUGUGGGCCUGGGUCACAGCACAUUUUCCUGACUUCUGAUCUGUCGUCUGGAAUGGCCCCCAACCUAGCACAAGUUUAACGUUAGUUUUUGUUAAGUAGCAUACUCCAGAGACUUUUCCACAAGCUCUCCUGUGAUGGAUGGUCUUGGUUUUCAGGUCCAUACGGUUCCUUGCUUUGCCCUGUGGCUCUUUGUGUCCAUGAGGCCACCUCUUCAGGUUAUCAUGUUUAGGGAUCUCCCAUGCUUUUCCUAAUACAUGAUUUCUGUGCUGAGCAUCUUGUCCUUCUCAGGAUAGAUCUGACAGAUUUAAUGCUACAGCCUCAGAUGCAGGAAAACACCUUCCCUGGUUGCACUGUAGAGAGGCUGCACUGAUCCUGUAUUUCUUCCUUCUGGUUGUUUCCAUAAUUGGAAUAAGCACUUGUGAGUGUAUGGCGGUUUGUGGGAAUUUUACCCUAUAGCUGACUAGCUGACUGCUAUCUAAGAGAUAAAUCCAGUAUGCUUAAUUACUUUCUGUUGUUAAAUGUAAUUCCUUUCUGUUGUUAAAUGUGAUUUCCCAGUGGUUUUUUAUUUUUAAUACAUGAUU
This is a messenger RNA of Callorhinus ursinus (northern fur seal), 3521 nucleotides long. It is a transcript of the gene ZNF77, whose product is annotated as zinc finger protein 77. Gene Ontology annotation, cellular component: nucleus. Gene Ontology annotation, biological process: regulation of DNA-templated transcription. NCBI's taxonomy places the organism in Eukaryota, Metazoa, Chordata, Mammalia, Carnivora, Otariidae. The record is from RefSeq and is a predicted model, not a curated record.